CACAAUCCCAUCAUCCAUCAUGGCUUCCAAAAAACAACUUAUUAUUCUCUUUCUUUCUCUCCUCACAGUAUUGUCCUUCAUCAUCAAGCCCUCCGAUGCCGUUGAUUCUCCCACAAACAUCAAUGGUGGCAAAAUCGCUGUCUACUGGGGACAAAAUAGCGAAUCCGGUGAAGGCAACUUAACCGCAACAUGCGACUCCGAUCUCUACAACAUCGUCGUCAUCGCAUACCUCCAUGUGUCAGGAAACGACAAAGCCUUAGUAUUGAGCGACCAUUGUCCUGAGGGCAAUUGCACAGUCCUAGCAUCGGAAAUCCAACAUUGUCAAAGCGAAGGCAUUCAAGUCUUUCUUUCCGUCGAAGUAGACAACAUCGAUGACCCGGAGGACCUGGCAAGCUUUCUCUAUAGUGAAUUUCUUAGCGGUGAAUCCGGAUCGGGCCCUCUCGGACUGGUGGCCUUAGACGGCAUUGAUCUUGCCAACCUUGAUUACAGCGCUGAGUCAUGGGUCGACCUUGUGAAAGCAAUCAAUGGUUCAACCCAAGACAGAAAGAUUUACAUAUCAGGAGCUCCACGUUGCGAUUUCACGGGCUUCGACAGCGCAAUCGCUACUGGUCUUGUGGAUUAUCUUUUUGUUUUAUACUAUGACCGGUACGCAACGUGCGAAUAUUUAGGAAAUGGCGACUUCACAGGGCUUCUUGAAUCAUGGUCGACGUGGACAUCCAAGGAAGGUGUAGCUGAUCAUACCUCUGUGUUCUUGGGCUUAGUAGCGUCAGAUGACCCAAAUGCAGCAUCAAGUGGUUACAUAUCACCCGAAGAUCUCAAGUCUGAGGUUCUUCCGUACGUGAAGGAAUCCUCAAACUUCGGUGGAGUCAUGAUCUGGAACAGGUACUAUGAUGAGUUAACAGGUUAUAGUGCUCAGAUCAAGGACGAUUUAGGCACUAUUAAAGUUUGUGAAUGUGUCCAUCGUGCUUCUACGUUGAGGGGAUUCAAGAGUCUCUUGGCCAAAAUUCUGUAAGAUGCAUGGGAUGUAAUAAUAGCUUGACAUAGCUAUAUCUAUGUCUAGCUAGCUAGCUAGGCUUGCAUUUGCAUGCCAGUAUGAGUGUAUGAUCCAUGCAUGUUUUACUACAAUCACAUGUAAUAAUGGAUAUCUCUCUUUAAAUAAAGAUCUACUUUUAUAAAUCUGAGCUUUGAAUAAUGA
Prosopis cineraria is the source of this 1195-nucleotide messenger RNA. RefSeq names its product acidic endochitinase SE2-like. The record is from RefSeq and is a predicted model, not a curated record. Gene Ontology annotation, cellular component: extracellular region. Gene Ontology annotation, biological process: carbohydrate metabolic process. The transcript is spliced from 2 exons. Lineage: Eukaryota; Viridiplantae; Streptophyta; Magnoliopsida; Fabales; Fabaceae. Gene Ontology annotation, molecular function: chitinase activity. Bases 20 to 1012 code for a protein of 330 amino acids.